Fusarium proliferatum ET1 is the source of this 732-nucleotide messenger RNA. RefSeq lists its product as uncharacterized. The record is from RefSeq and is a predicted model, not a curated record. Lineage: Eukaryota; Fungi; Ascomycota; Sordariomycetes; Hypocreales; Nectriaceae. The transcript has a single exon. Bases 1 to 732 code for a protein of 243 amino acids.
AUGAGAGGACAACGUCAUACACGAGAUACUAUCCCUGCCAUGAUCCCAAGUUACUAUGCCCCAAGUUUGAUGCUCUCAGAAAGAGAUAACAAUGGAACUCCUACUCAAAGCAUCAGCAUGUCAACGGCCAGCAGCUCGACAUUCAUAUCUUCCUGCUUUGACAGGCCGACUCCCCAAACCUCUUCGGUGUAUACGGAACCUCCUCCAGUUGCCUCUCUACCGGAAUCGCAGCCAUAUGUGACUCCGUCAUUACUCACAUGCGAGUUCCUCGGCUUCGGGUACUGCGAUGUUGUGUUCGACUUGAACGACGAAUCCCGCUGGAUUGCACACAUUGCGAGCUUCCACCUUCGCAGCAUCUUCCCAACGGUGUGUAUCUGCUGGUUCUGUGACCGUACAUUCACAGCAUCCUCCCACAACCAAGCAGAUGCUGAGAUUAGCUAUCGGAAGCGCAUGCAUCAUAUUGCAAAGCACUUUCGCAACGGUCUUUCGGGGCGGCAGAUGCGUCCAGAUUUCUUCCUUCUUGAUCACUUAUACCAGAACCGGCUGAUCAAUGAAGAUAUGUAUCAGAGAGCAAGAGACUAUCACGAAGCCUCUCAGGUCCAAAUUCGGAACCUGUACCCUGCAGGCUGGAGGCCAGAUCACCAUCAGGAGCCGGCGGUGGUGGAAACCAGUCGGUCAAGGCAUCCGGGGUCGUCAACCCGAAAUCGUGCGCCGCAGGGUUACUAUCGCUGA